Molecule: messenger RNA, 2760 nt
Organism: Magallana angulata
Lineage: Eukaryota; Metazoa; Mollusca; Bivalvia; Ostreida; Ostreidae
Exons: 3
Coding region: 37-1005 (322 amino acids)
Cellular component (GO): extracellular region
Molecular function (GO): chitin binding
Source: RefSeq, a predicted model, not a curated record
CUCAAGCAAAGUAGACUUGUUCAUUUUUAGGCACAAAUGAACAACAUGGUGCAUAUACACCUGUUAAAGACAGCCUCUUUCAUAUUGUUUUGUUCGACCAACAUCCAUUCGCAGCCAUUAUAUGAAAAUGAUAUUCAAUCCUUCCAUACCCUCGAUGGAGAAAGGAAAGAAAGCCCAGUUCAAUCUUUACUGAAUGCAACACAGGCCAAUUUGAAAACAAAAGUGCUUACUUUGGAAGAAUGCAAUGGCAGAUACACUUCUAUUGUAGAUGCAUACAAGCAUUUGCUGGAAAUGACCAGGAAAGGACUGGUUCCAAAUGACAAAACUAUUGAUGAAAUAUGCAGCCGACAGCCAGGUUUGAUAAUGAAAAGUGCCAACGAUUGUCACAGAUAUUACAACUGCUCUGGGGAAGAUUUUGAGCUAAGCAAUUGGGUAGAAAUGUACAAGUUUUGGCCAUCAAAGUACAAGCACGAAUGUCAUUAUCCAUUAAUGUACUCUGAAGAAACGAUGCGAUGUGAAAGCUACUCUGAAGUGGAAUGUGGAACAAGAUAUAAGCCAAUUUGGGAAUGUCGAUAUUUUCGAUUGACAUGCAAACUUGGAAAAUGCAAACCAUGUGAACAGGAAUAUCCAUCAUGUGAAAACACAGCAGAUGGUUUAUGGCCCUGGCCUGAAUAUUCACACCGGCCUACUUAUUACAUGCAGUGUAAAAAUGGUCGACGAAUAAAAAGAGGCGAUUGUCCCUACGACCCAGUAUGGGGAGUUGCGUCUUUUCCUUACAAAGGACAAUGUGUCCAUCUUUUUGCAGUUCCAAAAGACUACAAUCCACAUGGAGAACUUCCAUCAUGUCUCGGAAAAGUAGACGGCAACUAUCAGUAUCUCGUAGGCUACUGUCCUGGUUACUACAAAUGUGAAAGCGGCGUGGCUUCUGCUGUAAAAUGUCCUUAUAAUACGCUCUUUGAUACUGCCAGCAGAACUUGUAAGAUAGGAGGAAAGUGUAUAUAUUGACCACAUGUGUAGUCGUUAAAAGCCGUUAAAAGGCGUAUAUAUCUUUAAAAGAGAAUACUUUUUUCUUAUUUGUAUUUCUCAAUUUUUCCCUUUCUUCUGAUUUACUGAUUUUAUGACAAUUAACUGCGCUUUUACGGAAAGUAAUAUGCUAUUUGUAUUUAAUGAUACAUGGAAUCUAUGAUGUGUACAUAUACCAAGGUGCUCUUAUUUAUUAGCCUAUUUCAAAACAAUCAAAAAUCAAAUCAUAUUUGUAAGGGUUCUACAACAGAUGGAUACAAGCUGUUGUGAAAUGCCCAUUAAGGUAAUGGUCCACACCCCACUAUAUAAUUAAAAUGCGAACAGAAUUUUUUCAUAUUUUUCAAACGUGUAUCUGAGGAAAUGUUCUUAUCAAAUUUUACCCUGUUUGCUGGUCCAUCGGUAUUAUAAAAGCUAGGACCGUUGCUAAAAUUAGAACCGAUUGCGGAAAAUGGCGCUUUUCUCAUACAUAAAGAAUAUAAGCCUAAGCCUGUAUUUUGAUUUCACAAAAUCAUUUUUUGACUUAUAUCCUAUGUAAAAUAUAGGAAUUAUUAUUUCUAAACAAAAUUUUUGAUGUUACACUUGCUUGUUUAUCAAAAAAUAGAUAAAUCUGCAUACAAAUUAGAUAAAAUGAAUAAAUUUUCAAAGAAAAUUUAAGCUCUUAUAAUUUUAUUUACGUACAGAAUUCUCUAAAAUUUUGAUAUUAUUUAGACCUUAACGCCCUUAAUCAACUGGAAAUAAAAUUACUUAACGGACCGGCCUUUUCAGGAUCACAAUGGGCAUAUUUUUGGUAAAAUCAUUAAAAUAUAUAUUUUGAAAAAAGAUCCGUAAAAAUAAAACUGUGCAUAGGUUUAUUAUUUCAUAACUCUAAAAAAUAUGUUUUGAUUAUAAUUAAAUAGAAAAGAUGAUUUAAACAAACUGUUGAUUAAUCUGUAUUUAUUUAAAUCGCAAAAGAUGGUUUCUUUGGAUAUCGGUAAGUAUUAUGGAUCGAGAUCGGUAUUUAGAAAUUGCAGUCACAUGCGUGGAUAAUGCUAACUACCUGAUAUAUGCCUUCAAGACAAAACCUCUAUUCAAACCUUUUUUUACUGGUUUUAAAGACUGCUCUUAUAAUGAAAUAACUUCUUUUCAGCGCAUGAUUUUAAUUCUAAACCAAUUUCUUUUGUGAAAAAUAAAUCUAUGCUCGUUGCUAAGCGAAUAGGAUAAAAAUGAUAUAUGUCAAAUUAUUUCCCCUUGUGUUUUUAUCUCCCUUAUGCACUGGGAUAUAUAUCUCGGUCAGGAUUUCAUUUUGGAUGAAUGUUCAAAGAAUUGGAUUAAACUCAACCUUAUAAUGGAUUGAUGUUUAUGCAGGACAAAAGUAAGCGGUCUAACGUUAUAUUUUCAAAACGAGUACGCAAUCGACACAACCCAGUCAUUUUAUUUCGCUGAUUAAUACCCUGGUAGGCCUAAUUGAUUGCAGUUGUCAGUAUUUUUGAUACAUUUGUUUUGAAUCAAUUUCUAUGUCAGCUUGAAUUCUUUGUUUUGAAAUACACCUUUUAACGUUACAUGUAGGUCUCAAUUAGAUCGGGCACGGAUAAGACGUAAUAACGCGUGAAUUACGUCAGACGUUGUUUUGUGACGUAUGGACCAUUAUCUUAAGGUCAAGAUCUAGUAAAUGAUUCCAGAGUGUCUUUUUGGAGCUAAAACCAUUAUGACGUCAUUAUUGAUUUGAUGAAUCGUUUCCCGUUCUUUACGGCUUUAAGG